AUGGCCUACUACGAGAAAGAAUACCGGUCCACCCGGUAUAAAGAAGACGAUUCCGAUGACGACAAGUACAAGAGCACAACGGUCCGCCGAUACAAGGUGGGCGGCAACGGCGGAGGCGCUUCCACCACCACCACUAGAGUCGACCGUGUCAAGCGAUAUGACGACUUUGACGAUGAUCGCAGAUCUACCUUUUCAUACCGAGACGAUUAUCGAGACUCCCACUCGCACGUUGGUCGUCCCGCUGCGGAAGUCGUAGAGGUUGACAAGCGAGUGGAGAAGACUUACCUUCCCGAGCGCCCCAGAUCGGCCUUUGACCCUCCUGUGCAGCGCACCGUUGUGGAGAAGAGGGUUAUUGAACGCGACGGAUCCGAUUUCCGGGACCGUGAUCGCGAUCGCGACGACCGGUACCGCUAUGAAGAGAGGGAUGUUGAAUACUCUCGUGGAGUUGCGGAACGCCGCGAACGUGAUAUAGUCAUUGAGAGGGAGCGUGAGCCUGAGCGCCGCGAUAGAGUCGUUCGCGAGACUCGAGAGACGGUGACUGAACAGCGGGACACACCUUUGUCCCCACGAGAGAGAGAUUGGGACCGUCGCUCGCGCAUGCCCUGGGAAGAUGACCGCGACGAUGUCCGUGUGGAAAAACGAGUCGAGCACAGAACCGAGGAGCACGGCGACCACGUCGACGACGUCCGUGUCGAAAAACGGGUCGAGCGUAGAUCUGAUGACCACGUCGACGACGUCAAGGUCGAAAAGCGUAUUGAGCGCUACCACGAGGACAACCACGAUCACCACCACCAUCAUCAUGGCGGGGACAUUGAGCGCUAUCGCAAGGAGGUGGAAUAUUAUGCUCCGGCUGAUCCACCGCCUCAACCAAUUGUCAUUCGCCAGAAGGCUCCCGAACCCCAGCAAAUCAUUGUCCAGGAGGCACCAGCACCACCUCCUGUCAUCAUUGACAGACAGGCAGAACCUGGAUACGUUGUGCUGAGGGAAAACAAUCGUGAGAUCGCUCGCCGUGAUCCACGAGAUGAGGAGUACUAUUACCGCAGAGAGGAGCGGCGCAACGAUGACUAUGCCAUGGAAAGGUAUGAUCGCCGUCGCCGCGACUAUCCAUCAGAAGACGAGGAUGUCUACGUUAAAAGGACCAUCAUCCGGCGAGAGCGCAGCACAAGCUCUGAUCACCACAGAAAGAGACAUCUAGCCGAAGGCGCUCUCGCAGGAGCCGGAAUCUCUGCCUUGGUCUCCAGUCGACGUGGUCGCGAGGGUGACCUCCAAGACAAUCGUGGCAAGAAGGUUCUUGCUGGUGCUGCACUCGGUGCUCUGGGUACUGAAGUGAUUAGAAGGGCUCGCAGCGCCUACGAGGAGCAUUAUGACGACCGAUACUACGAUGACGACGAUUAUCACCGUCGUCACAGAAGUCGCUCAAAGUCGCGGUCCAGAUUAACCACUGGUCUGGCUAUUGGCGCUGCCGCACUCGCUGUUGCUGGUGGACUCAAGUACAUGCAGAGCAACAAAAUCGAAAAGGAGGAAGCGACAAGAGGCCGCAGCAGAGGGCGACGGUAUUCUGGAGAUUAUUCGGUUUCCCGAAGUCGUUCUGGCGGCCGAUCCCGCAGCAGAGCAAGUAUGGCCAAGGCGGCCGCUGCAACUGGCGCCAUUGCCGGGCUUGUACAGCAUUAUCGUAGCAAAUCCCGGAAAGGCUCCCGAAGCAAGUCUAGGAUCAGAACUGGAGCUGAAAUUGCGGCGGCUAGUCUGACUGGAGCAGCAGCCAGCAAGCUGUGGGAGCGUCACAAGGAGAAGAAAGAUCAAGCACGCGACCACGAUAGAGACAUCGACGAUGAGUACUAUUCCGACAGAAGCCAAAGAUACGGUCGCUCGCGUAGCCGUAGCCACAGCCGCAGCAGGUCGAGGGCACGAAGCUUCACCUCACGAGAUGCCGCUAAUCCAGAGUUAGGCCUCGUUGAAUACGGCGCCACUCCUCUUCCACCCUCGCAUUAUGAAGACCCACCACGAGAGCGACGCCAUCGUCACCGUCACCGCUCAGCAUCAGUGAGUCCGGAGAGGGAUGUGAAACAAAAGAGGAGUAAAAGCCGCCUUCGUGAAGCUGCGGCUGGGGUUCUUGGUGCCGGCGCUGCAGCAAUUGGCAUCAAGAAGUAUAACGACGUCAAGAAAGAGCGCGAGAGAUCUCGUGACCGAUCACGGGAUCGGCCCAGAGACCAGUCUCGAGAUAGAUCCCGAGACAGAUCGAUUGAGAGGAGAGAGUCGGAGGAAAGGAGAGCUGAGCGUAAACGCAACAGAAAGUCCAGAGAACGUGACCGACGGCGUUAUGAUGAAGAGUCUGCUGUUGGUGGCUAUUAUUCGGGAGGCGAAUACGAUCCUCAAGCGCCUCCUUCACCACCAACCGCAUCCGGAGGGGCAUAUUACCCACAGGAACCUCCCACAGCCGCUGGUCCUAGUGGGUUCACUCAACACGGGAACAACUCCUCCAUGAACGUCAACGCCUACCCACCCCCACCGGGGCAAUACAACCCUCAAGAUUAUGCCAACAUGCCUCCUCAUCCAUCUCAUUAUAAUCCACAGGACUUCACCAACAUGCCACCGCCGCCUGCUGGCCCACCACCAAACAUUGGACCAACAGGGCGCCCGAUAAACCCCUACCCUCCCACCGGGCCAGAGAAUGUGAGUCGUCAGCCGCCUGCGGAUGAUAUUCCAACUUCCAUUCCCCACGAUGACCCGAGUAUGAGGGGCGCUAGUGCACAAGAUGGUGUAAGAAGGUCUCGAGAUCGACAUCAUGUCCCUAGGCGUUCUUCGUCCCGUUCAUCAUCUAUCAGCACCACUGUCGAGAACCCCACUCCAUCUACCACAAAGUCUGUUUGCUUUAUUCCGCUCUCUCCCCAAUCAAGCCGCACUCUGAGAAAGCACCACGCCGACCAUGAGGAACGAGCCGCCACGCCAAAUAAUGAGAACCAACAUGACUCUGACUCGGAGACCCAAACAAUUCGACCUAGACGGCCAGGCAUGCACAGACGACGAUCGGGCUCGGACCCCUCGUCCGACCGACCAUUGGUGCAACGUCGCCGUCGCAGCGGCCGGGAUGGCUCGCCACUGUCUGACGAGGACGACGUCGAGGUUCUCCCAGACCGCUUCGACUCGGCCGGGCGCCCCGUCGACGCCAACAACCCCCGGCGCUGGCACUCCCGGACUGGCGACUUUGAGUAUCGCCCGCGCACCCGCGACGGUCCGCACGUGCAAGGCGCUUGGGGCGUCCACGGUACCGAUCCCGAAAUGGUCAAUAGGAUGGCACAGGGUGUCGGCAGUCUACUGCAAGGCCGACAAGGAUGGAUGGGCAUGAUUGGUAAUCUACUUACAAGCUUGCCAUCUUCCUCGGGCGGGGAUGGCGGGGAUGGCGGCGGCGGGCACGGGCACGGGCACGGGAUGAUUGAGGAUCGGGACCAUGUCAAUGAUGACGGCGAUGCACGACGGCGGAGGCGUCAACAGCAACGGAGACAUAGGAGGGAUGAUGAGGAAUAUUGA
Pestalotiopsis fici W106-1 is the source of this 3525-nucleotide messenger RNA. RefSeq lists its product as uncharacterized. The record is from RefSeq and is a predicted model, not a curated record. NCBI's taxonomy places the organism in Eukaryota, Fungi, Ascomycota, Sordariomycetes, Amphisphaeriales, Sporocadaceae. The transcript has 6 exons. Bases 1 to 3525 code for a protein of 1174 amino acids.